GUCACUUUCUGUGUUCACGCCGAUUGUAUGUUCUAUUGUGUUGGACUUCAAAUCGCAGAAGUGUGGAACAGUAUUUUCUUAAUUUUUAAUUUGGAACCAAGAAUACUGGAGACAUUAGAGGGCAACAGACUGCGUACUUUUAUUGUGUACUCACUCAAGUAGAGUUGUGUACAUGUUCUUUACGGCACACUGUGAUGGUAGAUGUACUUGCAGCAGUCAGUAUGUUUCGCAAGUGAUCCGACAUGUUGAUAUAAUGUAACCAAAGAAAAUGUGAAGCUAAAAAGCAAAAAACUGGAAUUAAGAAAUGAAAACAUUCAUGGGAAAAUGAGCCAAAAAUAUUGAAAUUUAUCAGCUGUUUCCAACUUGAGCAUGGAAACCUUUCUCCGUCCUUGUGUACAGUUUUUCGGUUAUCAAUGGUUACUGCGGGUAUUUACAUUUUUUCUUCUCAACGUGGAAGUACUCACUGUUUCGAGGUUUCCACCUCUAUUCAAUGCGGCUUUGGAACGGCCCAUUGUAACCAAUCCAACGUCGAGCACGUGUGGGGCGUCUACUAUGAGCGGCUACUGCCUGAGCUCGGAGAAAGUCGACUCCAUCAACAAGUGUGUGCUGGGCUACUGUGACGACACGUGCCCGGGCAGGACACUGCUGCCCUCAGCGGUCAACAUGAUGAUAGCCACUAGCGCUGGGUUCGGAACCUGUAUCGAAGCAGACGUCAUAAACACACGACCUGGCUCCAUGGCGGGAAACUAUUCAACACAGUUCAAGCAAGCCGGCUCCAACUGUUUCCUCACCCCCUCCAUGUCCCCCAGGGUGGAUGCUAAGGGUGUGGUCUCCUUCACCGUUUCCUGCUGGGUGUGGCUUGAUGCCCUGCAGCCCGGUACCUUGCUAGAGAAAGUGUCUACAGCAGGGGUCUCAUUGUUUGCUAUUGAAGUCAAUGCCACUGGGAUAUCCUUCUCUUAUGGAAUCGUGGAUACAAAUACUCUCAAGUCUUAUUUUGAUGUGACCAUAGCUUAUCAAAAGUGGACGCACAUUGCUUUACAGGUAAAUGAUGUGACAGCCAGCCUGUUUAUCAAUGGUCCAGCAGCUAACUUAGCUCCAACCCUAACUAGAACCUUGCUAACCCAAGUCUCUGAUAGUGACGGGACAUACAGGAUAGGGCAGAAUAAAAAUGGAGCAUCACAAUUUAUUGGUCGUAUUCAAGAUUUUUUAAUAUACACAGAUGCUUUAUCAAACAGAGAAAUAGCCCAGUUAUACUCUGGGGUGUUCCCUAGUGUCAGGAUCCAGUCAGCCUGUCGAUGCCAGAGUAUUUACCCCUGGGUGAAGCCAAAGCAGACCCAGUACUGUAUCAAGAACACAGCCCAGCCCAGCACCACUGAUGUCACCCUGCGGAUCUCCCCCAACUCACACCCUCUGGAGUACGCUAAUGAUGGAGACAGCAACAGCAUGUGGAUCUCCAGUUUCCAGAGUGAGGUGGAAAUUGAUAUUGAUCUUGGGGACCAGUUUCAGGUGUUUUAUGUUGUCAUGCAGUUUUACAGCCCCUUUCCCAAAGCUGUGACCAUCUCACGUCAAACAGAGCCCAACUCUGACUACCAGGUGUGGCAGUAUUAUGCUGAUAACUGUGCCAGGUUUAAUCUGGCCAACAAUGGGCCUUACACCUCACCUACAAGCAUCAACUGUCUACAGUUUGGCACUAAUGGAGCAGUGAUUCCAUAUUCCCUUGGAAAUAUAACCUUUAACCUUCUGGCCCCUGACCCCGUGGCUAGACCAGGCAGCACAGAUUUUUACAAUACCCCAGAGCUCCAUGAUUUUGUCAGGGCGAGGAGGGUGCGCCUAAAGUUUGAGGACCACUACUAUGUGGACAAUGUCCUGCGCCACCAGUAUUUUUCUCUAUAUGAAAUCAUCAUCACAGCCUGGUGUGACUGUAAUGGGCAUGCCUCUGUGUGUAACACGAGCACCUUGCCUUACACCUGUAGCUGCUCACCUGAGAGUAACACAGAAGGUGCUAGAUGUGAACGUUGCAAACCUUUGUUCAACAACAAGCCAUUCAAAAAGGGAGACAACCUACAGGAUUACCCUUGUCAGGCAUGUAACUGCUACGGACACGCCACAAGCUGCACCUACAACGUCACACUGGAUCCAUCUCCUGCCAGUGACACCCUUGGAGGGGGUGGGGUUUGUGUCAACUGUCAAGACUACACCUCUGGUCAGUUCUGUGAGACAUGUAUAAAAUAUUACUACCGGCCCAUUGGUCAGAGCCUGUAUGGCUCUAGCGUGUGCCAGCCAUGUGACUGCUUCACGCCUGGACUCAACACAACAGAUGUGGACUGUGUCAGGUCAGGUGGCCAGUGCUCCUGUAAAACAAAUGUAGAAGGAAGGCGUUGUGACACCUGUAAGCUGGGUUUCUACAAUCUGAACGCUACAUCAGCUGUUGGCUGUUCUCCCUGUAACUGUAACCCAGUGGGGGUGGACGCAGGGGACAUGUCCUGUGGUCAGACUACAGGCCAAUGCAGGUGCAAGGUCAAUGUUCAAGGUCUCCGCUGUGAUGAAUGCAAGUUUGGCUACUAUGGACUGACUGCGAGCAACCCUUUAGGUUGUGCUGGUUGUGACUGCAACCCUUUUGGCUCCAUGUCCAUCUACUGUAACCCCAUGAAUGGUCUGUGCGUGUGUAAGGACAGGGUAGAGGGCACCAAGUGUGACAGGUGUAAAGAUGGCUUCUUCAACUUCACCAGUGGAUGUGUGGCCUGCAAUUGUAACUCUCUAGGGACUGAGAAUGGAACAGUCUGUGACAAGGAAACUGGACAGUGCUUGUGCAAGAAAAAUGUUGAAGGCACCAGCUGUAAUACGUGUAAAGUAGGGACGUACAACUUUGGGUCUUCAGCUGCUUCAGGGUGUCAGGAGUGCACAUGUAAUGUGGCAGGUACAGUCAAUGGAACAGCCACCUGUAACAGGACGACUGGCAUGUGUAUCUGUAAAGCCAACGUGGAAGGCCAGUCCUGCAACAAGUGUAAGGCCAGCACCUGGGGUCUGAAUGCUUCAGACCCCCUGGGUUGUCAGCCCUGUAACUGUGACCCUACAGGCACUUUGGUGGAGGCGCUGUCUGUUUGUGACCAGAACACAGGGAACUGUACGUGUAUGUCCUACAGACAAGGGAGACGCUGUGACACUUGUGCCCAGGGCUACUACAUCAAUGCCAACACCUCUAAUGGCUGCCUGCCCUGUUCCUGCUUUGCCCCUGGCACACUGUCUGGUACCUACUGUAACCCAGUCAAUGGCAACUGUGAAUGUAAGGAAGAGUUUGGUGUCACUGGACGGCAGUGCAAUCAGUGUCUGCCAACUUUUUAUGCAUUUAAUAUCAGAGGAUACUGCACAGCCUGCAACUGUCUGCCAGCUGGCAGCUUAAACAACACGUGUAACACUGCCACUGGACAGUGCCAGUGUAAAUCACUUGUCCAAGGCUUGACCUGUGCUACUUGUAGAAAUGGAUCCAGCCUUUUAGAUGCCAAUAAUCCAUUUGGAUGCAGCACAGCACCAUCCCAACAGCCCCCACCAAUAGUCACCAACAGGACAUCCACAGCCCUAGAACUAACAUGGAAGAAACCUGACUCCCCCAAUGGGGAGAUACAGGAGUACAUUAUCUACCGCAAUAACACACGGGUAGCCAACACUUCUGCUGCCACCCUGACCUUCUGGGAUAGAAAUCUCCAGCCUUUCACCUACUAUGGUUACAACAUAGAAGUUAGAAAUGCUGUAGGUUCAUCUCGUAGUGUGCAGGUUGUGUUUGAAACUCUGGCAGGCAAUCCCAGUGCUGACAUGAACCUGACUGUGACUGACAUACGAGCCAGGAGUGCUGCAUGUUCCCUGGUGCCACCCUCCAUUCUAAAUGGUCCCCUGUCAAAGUAUGUCAUCCUCUCCAUGAAAACUGGAUCCAACACUACAACAGUUGAAUGGGAAGGGACUGGUACCUCUACGGUAUUGACAACACUGUCACCAUACACCAAGUACAGCUUGAUCCCCCGAGCCUGCACAGAUGGAGGAUGUACCAAUGGCAACCCUGUUCAGAUCAUCACACAGUCUGCUCCACCUGAGGGACAACUGCCUCCAACUAUACAGGCUAUAAAUAGCACGGCCCUCAAUGUGUCAUGGCUGCCACCAUUGCUACCUAAUGGAAUAAUUAGCUUUUACGAGCUGUAUUUCCGGGGUCCACUAGGAUCAGAUGGUCUGUACAAGCCUCCAGAAACUAGAAUUUUUAAUCCAAGUGGACGCUAUGACCCUCUGGCCAGUGCAGCAGGGAACCCAUUGUCCCCACCAGCCACCACAUAUCUGGUGGCCAACCUGUUGUCUUUCACAGUGUACGAGUUCAGGGUCACGUCAGAGAAUGAUGCAGGGAAGGCUACCAGUAGUUGGAAUCAAGGGAGAACAAUGGAGGAGGUGCCCAAAUAUUUGUCCCCACCUCUGGUCCAGGGCAUCAGUAGCUCUGAGCUGUCCAUCACCUGGACAGUGCCACUCCCUGAAGACAUGCAGGGGCUGGUCCUGAUCUAUCGCCUGUAUGAGAACCUCAAGGUCGACCUCUUGGUGGACCCAUACAGCCCACCAUUUGUCUGGACGCUGAUCUAUGAAGGAAAUGGAACCACGCUCAAGUUUUCUAAAACUGGACUGACGCCAUACUCAGAGCACAGUUUUAUCUUGGGGGCUUGUAACAGUAAGGGGUGUGUCAACAGUACAGCAGUUUCAGGCAGGACAUUACUUGCAGCCCCUGAAGGUGUCCAGCGGCCAUCUGUGGAUGGGUACAACACAACUGUAAUGAGGAUCAGCUGGGAUGAGCCGCUGUUCCCCAAUGGACCCUCACCUCUCUACAAGGUGGAGAAGACCAACAUUGCUCUCAGCUACCCCGCCUCAGUGGUCAGGGGGACUAGGUUUACAGGGGGAGGCUACUACUCUUUUCCAUCUUCUGUCAUUCCUCAAAGUGUUGAGUUUACUGGCAUUCGGUUCAGGUUUCGUCUGGAGAAGGGAACAGGAAUUUUGUUGUUCACAGCCACAAGCACACAAGAGGAGUUUCUGGCUGUCCAGUUUGUUAAUGGGCGGCCACGCUUUAUGUUUGAUACACAAGGCUGCUCCAAUAUAGGCUUUAUAACAACCACCAAUGAUGAGGGACUACUGUAUGAUGACAGGAAAUGGCACUCUUUUGUAGCUCGCAGGAACGGCACUAGUGGCGAGGUGGUGGUCGAUGAAAAAUGGAGAGGUGUUGGUAACAUCAGAGACGCCAGCUGUGCAGAGAGCAAUGUGAUUGGUCCAACAGUUGCUGUCUAUGUUGGAGGGUUUCCUCCGGACUUUAUCCUGCGACGUAAUGAUGGAUCACGGAGAGUAGAGACCACUUUCCUACAGGGCUGUAUUGACAGUGUUGAAAUACUCCAGCAAAUCUACCCUGAGGAGCUGUGGAGAAGGUUGGACUGGACACAGGGAGUGACCAAUGAUUUGGCUUUCCUCAACUGGCAGGGCUGUCCCAUCAAUCUAGAGAAAGGCUACCACUUUAUGGGGAAAGGCUACUUGGUACUGAAGAACUGUGAUGACAAGUCUGUGUGUGAUGUGAGUGGAGACCGCAUCGAAGUGCGAUUCCGUUUGAGGACAACCCUACAUACAGGCUUUCUGUUUCUGUUGUACGGGGGCAACAACAUUUAUAUGUACAGUGCUUUAGAAAAAGGUAAAUUGAGAUUUGUGAUCAGUGACAGCAACACCCGUACAGUAGUGACGUAUGACAAGAAUGACACCAACUUGUGUGACGGCAAGUGGAGACAACUCAUCUUCAGCAAGGUGGGGCAGCAGGCCACCAUCUCAGUCCCCACAGAGAGAAACUUCUCAGUGGGAGACCCUAAUGUGAUGAUGAACUUGGCCUUGAUCUCUGACAUCUACCUGGGUGGGCUCAAAGCUGGCUCAGAUGCUCUCAAGUAUGUCCAGCAAAAUGGGCUGCCCAUACCCCUGGAAGGUAUUGGCUAUGUUGGUUUUGGAGGCUGUUUCUCUGGUUUUGCCAUCAACACCAAACAGUACGAGACGGACUCAUCAGUUGUAGUGCUGGAUGUGGCCAACACCAACAUGGAUGGCUGCCCCCCUUACCACGAUGCCACCUUCACCUGUCAGGACAGCCUCAUCACCCAGGUGUACCUGGGCCAGGAGAGAGUGGCUUUUGACACAGGUCUGCUACCUUACACAGAUUACAUCUAUCGUGUAGUGGCCAACAACAGUGCAGGUACAGGAUACAGCUCAUGGGCGUAUGGUCGCACUAGGGAAGGAGCCCCAAGUGGGGUCAAAGGUCCCACCAGUGUUCGACCUUUGAGUGGGAAAGAGGUGGAGGUCAUCUGGCAGGAACCUGAGAUCACCUAUGGUCUGCUGACCAAAUACGUCAUCAUGGCAUAUGUUGUGACUGAGAAUAAUACUUUUGUGUCCAUGGAUUCUCUUGAUGUCAGUGUGACUGCAGCCAACAUGACAGGUGUGAUUCCUGACACGACUUACCUGAUCAAGAUAAAAGCUUGUACACCUGGUGGCUGUAACGAGAGUGUUGAUGGAAUGCAGGUCAUCAUGCCCAUAGAAGCCCCUGAAAACGUGUCAGCACCUACAGCAGAGGCUGGACCAACUUACCUGAUCGUCAAGUGGACCAUGCCAUUAAACCCUAAUGGCCCCAUCACUGGCUUCUUCCUCUAUCAGGAGGGGCAGGAGAUUUACAAGGGGGGACAACUCAGCUACAACGUCACAGGCUUGCAGGUGUACACUGCCUACAGGUUUUACGUGUCUGCCUGCACCUCCUCCGGCUGCACCAAAGGGCCGACUGUGGCCCUGAGCACAUCCCAGCUGCCACCUACAGCUGUGGGCCAGCUGCGGCUGCUUGUGUUAGGCACAUCCCGCAUCAAUGCCAGCUGGGACAAGCCCUUCCAGCUAAACGGAGUGCUGGAGUCCUACCAGCUGUACAGCUCCACAGAGGCGGGCACCAGGGGUCAGGUCAUCUACAACAGCACCAUGCUCUUGCAGUAUUACGUCAUCACUGGUCUGCUGUCUGGCACCACGUACUACAUCACACUUGGGGCUUGUACAGGUGGUGGCUGCACCCUGGGGAAUGCUUCGUCUGCCACAACAGAGGAGUCCGCCCCAGAUGGGGUGUCAGCACCUGUGGUCAACUCCCCCAGCCCGAGUGAGCUGUCUGUCACAUGGGACCCUCCACAGUAUCCCAAUGGUGCAAUAACAAAUUACAGUCUGGUACAGAAUGGUGUGGUGGUGUACACAGGUCUAAACAGAUCCUACAGCAUUGGCCAGCUGCUGCCAUACAGUUAUCAUGUCUUCAGAGUCAGAGCCUGCACAAUACGGGGCUGUGCUUACAGUGCUCAGGUGGAAGCCAGGACUAGAGAGGCAGCACCUAUAGGUUUUAUUGUGUUGACAGCAGCUGUAGCAGACGCCAGGACUGCCAAUGUGUCAUGGACAAUGCCAGAACAACCCAAUGGGCUAAUGAUGUUCCAAGUUUUCUUUACUGGGCUUUUUUAUACCAGUCCAGCCACAUGGAACUACACAACAGUAUCAGAGCGCCGCAUGCUGUUCAACUCAACCAAAGGCUACACUAUCUACCAGAUAGGACAACUCCUGCCUGUGUCCUCCUACAGUGUGCAGGUGAAUGGAUCCAACUCUGUUGGUUUCAUACUCAGCAACAUUGUGGCACUCACCAUGCCACCAGGAACGCCAGAUGGCAUGGCCCCACCCACUCUGGUAUCUGACACUCCUCGGUCCAUUAAAGUGAGCUGGCAGCCAGUGGGGCGUGUCAAUGCUAAUGAGACGGUGGCAUAUCUUUUACAAUUUAUUGACACCACACAGAACUCUAUCAUACAAGAUGAGUUUGGACCUACGGUGACACUUGCCUACACCAAGUUUAAUCUGAUGCCCUUCACUGAGUACAAGUUCAGGGUAGUUGCCAGCAAUAGUCUUGGUGACACCCGAUCUGACUGGGCCAGUGUUGUCACUAAACAAGACAAGCCUGCCUACAUGAACACACCUCUAAUCUCUGGGUUCAAGGCCAGAUAUGUGGACAUCACAUGGACAGUGCCACUAACUCCCAAUGGAAUUAUUGCCAACUACAACUUGUAUAUCAACACUGUUCUAAGGACACAGGUGGCAGGGAAUCUGACCAGUUACAGGCUGGACAACCUCAGCCCCUACACCAGCUACAUGUUUGAGGUGGAGGCUUGCACAGUGGGUGGGUGUACCAAGAGCCAGCCAUCUACUGCCAUCAGAACUCUAGAGGACUUACCUGAAGACCUGAAGAUGCCUGACCUGAGAGCACUGAGUCCAUCUGCCAUUCAGAUCUCCUAUCAGUCACCAGGCAAACCUAAUGGGGUCAUCAUGCAAUUCAUCAUUGAAAGAAAAGUUGGAAACUCAGAGAAUGUCACUUUUGUUACCUCUCGUACACCUGAUCUAUCAAUGAUCUACAUAGACGAGUCCAACAGUCUGACACCAUACUCCAUGUACAACUACCGUGUGAAUGUACAGAAUGGAGCAGGCAUAGCACAGGGACCAUGGACACAGAUCAUUACUGGAGCAUCUAGACCAGCUGGUGUGAACCCCCCACAAAUCAUAAGCCUAACUCCAACAUCAGUGCUGGUUCAGUGGUUACCUCCCCUGCAGCCUAAUGGUCAGAUAGAAAAUUAUGUCAUCCGUUUUCCUGAUCCACGUUUUGACAUCCGCAACACAUCCCAGACAACCCUCCUUGUGUCUGUUCUAACACCGUACACUCAGUACACAGUCACAGUCACAGCCUGUACAACUGGGGGGUGUACAGAAAGUGUUGGCACAGUAUUUACAACAAGUCCCAGCAUCCCCUCUGGUCAGGUGGCUCCCGUAGCUACAGCUAUAUCUUCAUCCAGGAUCUCCAUCCUGUGGCAACCAGUUGCCUCCCCCAAUGGACCAAACAUUUCGUACGAGUUGUCACGGGUCAAAGUGCGACAGCCACUUGACACUACUGUCACAGACAUUGGCCAAUGGCAGAGUGUUUACAAGGGCCCAGGCCUGUUCUAUGGGGACACCAACCUGCCCAUGUUCACCACCUAUGUCUACCGUACCACAGUGUACAACACCAUUGGCCAGGCCACCAGCCCUAACUCCACAGAGGCCACAACCUUUGGUGGCCUGCCCAGGCUGCCAGCUAAUGUGACGGCAAGGGUCAUGGAUCACCAGAGCAUCAUCGUUAACUGGACAGUGCCCAGCCCAGUGGAGCUGCAAGGAGAGAUCCAGACUCAGACAGUGCUAGCUUGGAGUAGCCAGAACAAUGUAUCUGUUGAUGUGGCUGUAGGAGUGUUUGGCACAGUGGUUACCUCACUGCUGCCCAACACAGACUACACAGUUACAGUAACUCUGACCAUUUUUGGUGGGGCCUACAUCAGUAGCCUGCCUCUUGUUGUCAGAACAAAGGAUGGAGCCCCAAGUGGCCUGAGUCCCCCUCAGCUGACUGUCAUGAGCACGACAUCUCUACGUGUGUCCUGGACAGCCCCAAGCCAACCAAAUGGUGACAUCACGGCCUACAACAUCUACAUAAAUGAUGUGAAGGUAGCAACAGGCUUCAAGCUGCCUGGGUCAACUGUUGUGUCCAACCUGCAGCCCUACACUGUCUAUGAUGUUAAGGUUGAGGCCUGCACAGUAUUUGCCUGCACUGUCAGCAAGAGUACACUAGGGACCACAGCUGAAGCCCUGCCACAAGGUCUAGCUGCCCCCAACAUUGUCUCACUCACAGCUACUCAGGUUGUUGUUCAAUGGACUUCACCAGACAGGCCUAAUGGAAUCAUCCAAAGAUAUGAACUGUGGAGAAAAACUUUGGAAAGCUGUGCCAAGAUCCCAGCUCCUAGCUCUGAUGCUGACUUACAAAAAUGUUCCUACAUUGAAUGUGGAGUGCUUGAGGGUCUCUGUGGGACUCAGUGUUAUACUGGGGCUAAGGCUUGCUGUGAUGGAAAACUCUUCCCUGCCUUGCCAGGCUAUGAGUGUUGUGGGAACAGCUAUGUGCUGAAGCCCCAACCAAAUUAUGUCUGCUGCAGUGGUCAGUUUUAUGAACCUAGGGACAACUACACCUGCUGUGGUCAAAGGUAUGUGCAGGUGUUGCCAGGUGAAACAUGUUGCCCUGAUGUCAAUGAGGACAGGUUGUCUAUCAGCCAGGGUGAUGCCUGUUGUGGUAACAUCCCCUUCUCUUCAUCUGGUGCUCAGAUGUGUUGUCAGGGUGUUCUUAUGGGUAAGCUGGGGCGCAGCUGUUGCGGUGGGCGGGUCAUCUAUGACUCAACAGUUUGCUGUGGCAACAUGGACAAUGGUCAGAUGUAUCUACCUCAAGCAGGCUAUGUCUGCUGUGGUCAGGAAUAUGUGGAGGCCAAGCUGACCAUGUGUUGCACAAGUGACACAGGCAAAUCCAAGACACACUACUAUGGGAGUGAGACAGAAAAGCUGGUGUCCUCAGACAAGUGCUGUGGCCAGAGUCGCAUCAGCACAAACCUGCAUUGUUGUAACAACCUGGGCUUUAACCCCCUCACACAGGUGUGUGCUGACAGAUCCAAGCUGCUCACAGGUUGUGGUACAGGUGUGGUUUGCCCCAUCAGCCAACAGUCAACAGCCUUCUGCAACAGGUGUGACUUUGACAGCUCUAAACGUACCUGUGGUGCUGUCAACAGCUCCAUCACCAACCAAACUGUCAGUCUCAACACCAGCUUGACCUGUACAACUGACACUGGAAGAAUUUAUUCUGGACCUAACCUUACGUACACUGAUGGGAAUGUAAGCCCCUACACCCAGUACCAGUACUACCUGUUAGCAGUGAACAGUGCUGGCACAGUGAGCAGCCCCUCCACAGAUGUGAGAACCACUGAGGCCCCACCUGAACUGGUCACUCCACCCUCUACCAGAGUUGCACCUGGUGAACUUUUUGCCUUCUAUCUCACCUGGACAGAGCCACAGAAACCCAAUGGUGUGAUAACCAGGUACUCCCUGAGGCGUGAUGGGAUGGAGCUGUACACUGGACCAGCCAUGAACUUCACAGAUGACCAGAACAUUCUGCCCUACCGCAGCUACUCAUACAUCCUGACUGCCUGCAAUCUUGCUGGCUGCGCUGAUAGUGAAAUGAUCAAAGUUGCCACAGCACAGACAGUGCCAGAGAUCCUGCUCCCCCCAUAUGUGGAAGUAAUGAGCUCUACCCAGAUCAAAGUGCUGGCCCAGCCACCAGGUGACCCCAAUGGGGUCAUUCAGUCCUACACAAUCUACAUCAGAGGUGUGGACCAGGUCUUCAACUCAACCAGCCCACAAGAAUUUAUUAUCCAAGAUCUGACACCAUUCACCAACUACACUGUGAUGAUGAAAGUCUGUACUGUUGUAGGCUGCUCUGUCAGCCCUAAUGUCACUGUAACUACCAUGGAGGAUUUGCCUCAAGGCCUGUCCCCACCCAGGAUAAUUGUCAUCAACUCUAGGACCAUUGAUGUAUACUGGAAAGCUCCCAACCAAACAAAUGGCAUCCUGCUGGGAUACAAACUUAUACAGACCAGACCAACACCAGUGACACAGGUGUAUUUUGGGAUGAACACCAUGCUCAGGUUGUCUUCACUGACCCCUGGUCAGUCGUACAUGUACCAGCUGGAGGUCCAGAAUAAUGCUGGCUCUGUGACCAGUACACCCAGGGAGAUUGUCAUGCCAGUGGUAGCACCAUUCACUGUACCACCGCCACAGUCUGUGGAAGUGUUAAGCUCCACGUCUGUCAGGGUCACAUGGCGGCCAAUCACAUCAGACCAGGGGGAGAUUGAUGGUUACAGAGUUCUGCUCAACUCUGGACUGGACACAGAGGUUGAGAGGGGUGUGGGCCUUGCAACAUCCAUUGACAUCUCCCCGUUACUGCCAUUCACCCAAUACGAGGUCAGGCUCCAGGCCUGUCUGCGUAAUGUCCUCAAUGGUUGUGGCACCAGCAAUGGGACAGUGGUGACCACCCUGGAGGACGUGCCCCGCGGCAUGCUGCCCCCCCAGCUGACACCUGUCUCCUACAACACCAUCAGUGUGGAGUGGAAGCCCCCCACUGUCCCCAACGGCAUCAUCAGCAAGUACAUGAUCUAUCAGAGGACUCCAGGGGUAAUCUCUGCAGUGCUGGUCAAUGAUGUGGCUGGUACCACCCUACAGUUCACACAUUCUGGUGGUAACCUUAAGCCUUACCAGCUGUAUGAAUACCAGGUGAUUGCCUUCAACUCAAAAGGACAAGCUGAAAGUGGGUGGUCAACUGUUAGAACAUUAGAGUCCACACCCAUUGGUUUAAACCCCCCAACUGUCAAUUUAAUCAGCAGCUAUGGAGUUUCCCUGUCCUGGACACCCCCCUCCAGUCCAAAUGGGAUCAUCCAAGAGUACAGGAUCUACUAUAGACUGAGCUCACUGGGUGUCAGUGCUGAGGUGUACAUCAGUGUAGGGGGUAAUGUGACUAGCACUUUACUCAGUGGGCUGGAAGCUUAUUCCAACUACUUACUGUCUCUGGAAGCUGGGAAUGUGGCUGGGAGUGUCAGGUCCACAGCUGUGAGGGUGACCACGAAGGAAGGCUACCCAUCAGGACUGUCUGACUUCAGGGUGGAGAAGGUCACAGCUGGUACCUCAGUCAUUCUAAGCUGGAGCCCUCCACAGAAACCUAAUGGGGUUAUAACCACAUACAGGAUCUACGAAGUUGGCUCAGAUGUGCCCCUGUACAGUGGAGCUGCCCAGUUGUUUGAGUUCCGACGUCUGCAGCCUUACACACAGUACCUGGUCAAGCUGGAAGCCUGUACCAGUGUUGGCUGUAGUCUGGGCAGAGUCCAGUCCUUUUACACAGCGGAGGUCCCCCCUGCAUCCCAGCCUAGUCCAGUUAUCAACAAGGUCAAUGGCACCAAUGUCCAGCUCUUCUGGACACCUCCUAUUAAUCCUAAUGGAAUCAUUACAUCUUAUGAAGUUCUCAGACUUGCCAGUACCAACAGACGCAGAAGGGACAUUGGCCACGUCAGUAGACAUGAUGAAAGGGGCAUUGACCAUCUCAUGGUCAAUAGACAUGAAAGGGACAUUGACUACCCAGAUUUUAAUACCACAAAUAACAAAGACACAAUAGGACAGUAUGAACUUUGCCCUCACGUAAUAAAUUUCCAGUAUUUUGAAGGCUGGCCACUGAUGUCAAUGCACCAUAGUGAUGGCUUUAACAACUUUGUAAUGGAGUCUAAUGGACGCCCCAGACGCCAGACAGUCACAGUUCCUCAGGUUGUGUACAGAACCACAGACACAACCCAAGACAACUACACAUACACGGACUCUGGCUUACAGCCGUACAAGACGUACCAGUACAGCAUCAGAGCAUCCAAUGCUCUGGGCUUCACAGACUCACCAUGGCAGACAGUGACCACACAACAAGCUGCGCCGGACGGUGUCCAGCCCCCAGUCCUGUCCUACAUAGACAACAGCAUCAACAGCCUGCGUGUGGCCUGGUCCCCGCCCACCGAGCUGAAUGGAGUCCUGCUGUGGUACCUGGUCCAGAGAAACUCUAGCCUCCCCCUGUCUUUCCAGCCUGACAGUGAGCGUCAGUUUGUGGACACUGGGCUUACGGCGUACACCGUCUACACCUACAGACUGACCGCCUGCACUGGUGGGGGCUGCACCACAAGUGAGCCAGCAACCAUCAGAACUUUAGAGGCCGCACCAUUUUUGGUGGCUCCUCCAACAGUGGAGGUCCUGAGUUCUACAGCCUUGAGGUUGUCCUGGAAGCCCCCAGACCUGAGCAAUGGUGAGAUGAAGCAGUACAGGCUCAAGAUGGACGGGGCUGUGGUCUACACUGGGCUGGAUGUGGCCUAUGUUGUCUCAGGACUGGCUCCAUAUCAACAGCAUGUUUUCACAGUCACUGCCUGCACUAAUGGAGGGUGUACUGAGUCAGGGGAGGUCACUGGCAGAACUGAUGAUGCCCCACCCACUGGGUUGUCUGCCCCACUGCCUAGAGUCAUUAGUUCUACUGCCAUUGAAGUCACAUGGACCGCACCCAACCGUCCCAAUGGGGUAAUUUCUUCAUAUGAACUGAGACGAGAUGGUCGCCUGAUCUACACCAACAGCAUAGCCCUCUCUGACAUUCUGGCUCUGUCUUUUACUGACAACAACCUUGAGCCUGGGGAGGAGUAUUCUUAUGUUGUAGUGGCCAGGAAUAGAAAAGGCAGCGUGGAGAGUAGCCCAGCCAAAGCCAUGACUUACUCCAGCUCUCCCACUGGUCUGGCUGCCCCAACACUCACACCUAUUUCCUCCACCUCCAUCAAGGUCGACUGGCUCCCCCCUGCCAACCCUAAUGGUCAACUGACCAACUAUUCCAUCUAUGAAGGGACCCGCCUGGUGUACUCUGGCCCCUCCACCCAGCUGAGCUACACUGUCCCAGGGCUCCAGUACUUCACCUCCUACAGCUUCAGGGUAGAGGCCUGCACUAGUCGGGGCUGUCUACUCAGUCAGCCAGCUGUCAACACGACCCUGCCAGCCAUCCCUGAAGGUCAGCCUGCCCCAGCGCUGGUGGCCCUGGCCAAUGAACAGGGAGCUCACACAGGCGUGCUGGUGUCCUGGGAUCCUCCAGCCAAACCUAAUGGGAUCAUUACAUCAUACGAGGUCCAGAGGAGGAACAUCUUGAGUGGUGCUGAACUGACCUAUGGUGACCCCGUCCCUGUGGCUAGCACAAGCUUCAGACAGUACAUUGACAACUCUACAGACCUGAAGCCCUUCUCCCAGUACCAGUACAUGGUCAUAGGUGUCAACUCAGUGGGCAAGGUGGCCAGCACAUGGUCAACAGUGACCACUAGAGAAGCUCCACCACAGGGGGUCCUGCCACCCAUUGUUAAUUCCAGCACUGCCAACACCAUCACAGUGUCCAUCCCAAACCCAUUAGUCCCUAAUGGUCUCAUCACUUCAUACAGGGUGCUGGUCAACAACACAGUGGCCUCAUCCUCCCCAUCAUCAAGACAAGCUGUAGUUGGCAUGUCAGACCCCCUGCUCCCCUACACCAGCUACCUGCUGCGCUCUCAGGUGUGUACUUCAGGUGGCUGCAGCACCAGUGAUGGCCUCAUGGCCAUAACUGACAGUGCCCGGCCCAGGGGUCUGGCCCCCAUCAGGACCACCAGUCUGGCCAAUGACAGCGUGGGCCUUGAGUGGUCUCCUCCACAGAAUCCAAAUGGGAACAUUCUCAGGUAUGAGGUAUACAAGAGGACCAGCUGCCCACCCACGCCCCAGCCCUUCAACCAGACCUGUAUAACAGGAGACACCCUCAUUAUCUACACUGGACUCAACUUGACCUCAAAGGCAACUGACCUUAACCCUUACACUGCGUAUGAGUUUCAGGUUCAGUGCUUCAAUGAUAAAGGUGGAGCAGACACACCUGAUUGGGUUCAGGUGGAGACACUCAAGUCAGCCCCAGUCUACAGCAACUAUCCUACACUCAGUAAAAAUGGCACUAUGGCCAUGAUAUCUUGGCCAAAUUCCUUCACAUUAAAUGGCCGACUGAGAGAAUACAUUCUCCUGGCUGAUGGCAAAGUUAUAUUCAGAGGUGUCACCACAUCAGGGGGUGUGGAGAGGGCAACCAAAACUCAAGUGGUCAGUUUCAUCAUCCAGGCUGUGACAGAUGUUGGACAAGCAGAGACCCCCAGUAUAGUCUUUGAUCCUGAUGCUGUUGAUAAUAUUGGUACCACCAGUUUGCCCCCAGUGCCAGCAGCCAUCUCAAGCUCCACACCUGUCUACCAGGAGGUCUGGUUCAUUGUCCUCAUGUGUAUCCUGGCUCUGGUCAUACUCUUUGUCCUGCUGGCCCUCUGUAUGAGGUGCACUGGCUCUAGAGAGCCCUACAUACGUGAGAGGAUGCCACUGACCAGACAUGACCAGCGUAACCUGCCUCGGGGCCUGUAUGUCAUAGAUGCAACAGACGGCAGUGUCAUUGAUGCUAACAGUAUGACACCAGUUCAUAGAGCCAACAGACACAACUUCUAUCAAGGUCCUGGCAUUGGUGUGGUCAACCCAGCGUUUGCUGACCAGACUAGAGGUUCACCCAGCAAGCUGAGCAGGGUGACACCCAAGUAUAUUGAUGAUGAUGAUGAUGACUUAAGGUGGAACAGGGCCUAUGACAGUGGUUUAUUUGAUGACCUUGAUGAUGAAAGCUCUAGUGGAAACACCUACAGCUACACCAAAGAGCAGACAGUUUUCACAGACACACAUUUAUAACAAAUCAUUCACAGGUUAGGUUUUGUACUGCUAACAUUUUACAACUCACCACAUGCUCAGGUCCUUUACUGAAUACAUUAUGAUGUCCCAAAAAGAAGGGGGUGGAGGGGCUAAUUUAAAUAUAUGGAAGUAAAUUUUAGCCAGUUUAAAUUUAGUGUAUGUAUCCACUGGAUGUAGGGGGAGGCAAACCUGUA
Molecule: messenger RNA, 16415 nt
Organism: Physella acuta
Lineage: Eukaryota; Metazoa; Mollusca; Gastropoda; Physidae
Product: usherin
Molecular function (GO): protein binding
Source: RefSeq, a predicted model, not a curated record